Molecule: messenger RNA, 1415 nt
Organism: Cryptomeria japonica (Japanese cedar)
Lineage: Eukaryota; Viridiplantae; Streptophyta; Pinopsida; Cupressales; Cupressaceae
Product: putative 12-oxophytodienoate reductase 11
Exons: 5
Coding region: 216-1415 (399 amino acids)
Molecular function (GO): oxidoreductase activity; FMN binding
Source: RefSeq, a predicted model, not a curated record
UAAAUAAUGGUCAAUGCUUUGUAAGCUAUAUAUGGAUCAGCUAUGCAGAAAGAAUCAACCAGAACUUGUGCCUGCAAAGACUGCAUAAGUAGUUUCGAGACAUUCAAGACAAACACAGAAAAUCUUUAGAGCUUAAAGAUUGUUUGGGGAAGAGGGACCUACGUAAAGAACAGUAUACAUCUCUUUACUUUCAAUCAGAAAGAAGUCAUUUCAAUAUGAAUGGGAGCACAGGAUCUGAUUUGAUGUUUCCCUUUAAGAUGGGUCCAUUCCAUCUAUCUCACAGAGUUGUACUGGCUCCAAUGACAAGGUGCAGAGCAUUGAAUACCAUACCUCAACCUGCCCAUGUUACAUAUUAUUCACAAAGAACUACACCGGGUGGGCUUCUAAUCACGGAGGCUGUUUCUGUUGGAGACCGAGGAUUUGGGUUUCCUCAUUCACCGGGAAUUUUUACCGACGAACAAAUCCAUGCCUGGAAAGCUGUAGUCGACGCCGUCCACGCCAGAGGUGGCAUAAUUUUCUGCCAAAUCUGGCACGUCGGCCGUGCCUCGCAUAAAGUUUAUCAACCAAAUGGAGAUUCACCAGUUUCAUCGACCAGCAGAAAAAUCUCAGAUGACUGGAAAAUUCAAAUGCUUGGCGGAACACUAGAGAAUUAUUCAACUCCAAGGGCGCUUGCGACCUCCGAAAUUAAAGUCAUCGUCCAACAGUUCCGGGAGGCAGCCAGAAACGCCAUGAUUGCAGGUUUCGACGGCGUCGAAAUCCACGCAGGUCACGGCUAUCUGAUCGACCAGUUCAUGAAAAACAAAAUAAACGACAGAAUGGACGAGUAUGGCGGAUCGAUCGAAAACAGGUGCCGUUUUGCAUUAGAAAUACUUAGUGCAGUUACAGAAGAAAUUGGUACGGAAAGAACAGCAAUAAGAAUAUCUCCAGUAGUGGACCAUCUGGACGCCUUAGACUCUGAUCCAAUGGCAUUAGGGCUGUACCUAGCGGCCAAACUCAACCAUUUCGGGCUCUGUUACAUGCAUCUUACGCAGCCCCGAUACAAUGCACGUAAAGUUAAAAAGGAGGACCUUCCGAGCUUCCAUGACUGUCAUUCUCUGAUGAGAAACGCAUACAAAGGCACGCUCAUGAGCACUGGGGGUUAUACCAGAGAAUCUGGAAUGGCUGCAAUUCGAAAUGGGGAAGCUGAUCUGAUAUCUUAUGGUCGUUUGUUUAUUUCCAAUCCUGAUCUUCCUUGGAGAUUCAGGCUUGGAGCUGUGAAACUCAAUAAGUAUGAUAGGGCUACUUUUUAUACUCAUGAUCAGGUUGUUGGGUACACUGAUUAUCCUUUUCUCUAUCUGGAAGAUGAUAAGCGAGGUAGGCAAAGAUCAAAGAUGAUAAGCAAUGAGGGCUCCUUGUGCUUGAGAUCUGCUCUGUGA